Messenger RNA from Corythoichthys intestinalis (scribbled pipefish), 16003 nucleotides. Its product is annotated as cyclin-dependent kinase 17-like. Gene Ontology annotation, biological process: protein phosphorylation. The coding region runs from base 539 to 2119 and encodes 526 amino acids. Gene Ontology annotation, molecular function: ATP binding; cyclin-dependent protein serine/threonine kinase activity. NCBI's taxonomy places the organism in Eukaryota, Metazoa, Chordata, Actinopteri, Syngnathiformes, Syngnathidae. Gene Ontology annotation, cellular component: cytoplasm; nucleus. The record is from RefSeq and is a predicted model, not a curated record. The transcript has 17 exons.
AUAUUUCCACCAUUUUCAGUCUGUUCUAGAUUUGUGCAAGAGCAAGCACGCAUAAGAAAUGACCCAAGUUUUUCAUUUCUUUCAGCAACUCAGUUCAAGUUUGAUAAACAAGUUAAAAGCAGCACUCGCCCAAUGAUAUCCGUGAAAAAGACUGAAAUUGCUGUAGACACUGAGUUAAAAGAGGUAUGUGAAGAGCCAGACAAACAAUGUCCGUUGCAUAACAAGCCACACCCCCUCAGAAGAUGUCGCACUUUUCUCACCAAGCCUCUUGAUGAGAGAAAGGCGUACCUGAAAGAGAAAGGCAUAUGCUUCAGGUGCUGUGCGUCAACCAAACACCAAGCGAAAGACUGUACUAUUAAAGUCACAUGCAAAGAAUGUCAGAGUGAAAGACACAAUACAGCUCUUCAUCCAGGUCCUCCUUCAACCGACAUCAAACCGUCUUCAGAGGCGCGUCAGCACGGCGGGGAGACCGAGUCAAGUCUACAACCCGUUUCCGCUACCACAAUGUGCACCGAGGCCUCCCCUUCCUGAGAGCUCUAUGGAGAAGAUGAAGCGCUUCAAGAGGCGGCUCUCGCAGACAUUACGAGGGAGUCACACCAUCGACGAGUCGCUUUCGGAGCUGGCUGAACAAAUGACUAUCGAGGAAAAUGGUCUUAAGGACAGUGAGCCAGCCAUGAAAAAUGGUCGCCCUCCGUCAUCCCACAGCGUCCACUCCUUUCUGCACCAGUACACGGGCUCCUUUAAGAAGCCGCCACUGCGACGGCCUCAGAGCGUCAUCGGCGGAGGCCUGGGCUCACUCAUGGUGGUGCCUCGCAACGGCAGUCGCCUCGAUAUUGUACAUGAGAACCUGAAGAUGGGGUCUGAUGGGGAGAGUGACCAAGCUUCUGGCACAUCCUCAGAUGAAGUGCAGUCGCCCUCAGGUGUCUGCCUAAGAAACCGAGGCAACCGACGCAUCUCUGCAGAGGACCUGAACAAGCGUCUGUCCCUGCCCGCCGAUAUCCGGAUACCUGACGGCUAUUUGGAGAAGUUACAGCUGAGCAGCCCGCCCUUUGAUCAGCCGCUCAGCCGACGGUCCCGCAGGGCCUCUCUGUCGGAGAUUGGAUUCGGGAAACUGGAGACCUACAUAAAAUUGGACAAACUGGGAGAGGGCACUUACGCUACAGUCUUCAAGGGGCGAAGCAAGCUGACGGACAACCUGGUGGCGCUAAAGGAGAUCAGGUUGGAGCAUGAGGAGGGGGCGCCAUGCACAGCUAUCCGAGAAGUGUCACUACUAAAGGACCUGAAGCACGCCAACAUUGUGACGCUCCACGAUAUCGUGCAUACCGAAAAGUCACUCACACUGGUCUUUGAGUACCUGGACAAAGACCUCAAGCAGUACAUGGACGACUGUGGAAACAUCCUAAGCAUGCAAAAUGUCAAGAUUUUUCUCUUCCAAAUCCUGCGAGGCUUAGCAUACUGUCAUCGGCGAAAAGUUCUCCACCGAGAUUUGAAGCCCCAAAAUUUGCUCAUUAAUGACAGGGGGGAACUUAAACUGGCCGACUUCGGUCUCGCCAGAGCCAAGUCGGUGCCAACUAAAACUUACUCCAACGAGGUGGUUACUUUGUGGUACCGGCCGCCUGACGUGUUGCUGGGUUCUUCUGAGUACUCCACACAGAUUGACAUGUGGGGCGUGGGCUGCAUUUUCUAUGAGAUGGCUGCAGGCAGGCCCCUGUUCCCCGGAUCCACGGUGGAGGACGAGCUGCACCUCAUCUUCAGGCUGCUGGGCACUCCCACAGAGGACAGCUGGCCUGGAAUCUCUUCUGUGGAGGAGUUCAAGUCCCACAAAUUCCCAAAGUACAAGACCCAGCCACUCAUCAACCACGCACCCAGACUGGACAUGGAUGGCGUCGACCUGCUGAUGUCCUUCCUCAAAUACGAGUCGAAAAAGAGGCUGUCUGCAGACGAAGCCACGAGGCAGCCAUACUUCGGGAGCCUGGGGCCUCGCAUACGCACGUUGCCAGAGAACGUCUCCAUAUUCACGUUGAAGGAGGUCCAGCUGCAAAGAGACCCCGGCUGCAGGAGCACCUCGUACUCUGAGUCAGGUAACGGGAAGAACCGAAGACAAAGCAUGCUGUUUUAGGACUGUAUUUUUCUUAGUUAUUUGGAAAGAAUCUCAUGAGUUGUACAGUCUCACUGCUGGAUUGCGGUGGAGCAUCAUCUUCUUCUUCGUCUUCAUCACCACCAGCAGGUCCUCCAAACCACUCUGGGUGCUUGUUCAGAGUGUGACUCCCAUCAACCCAACCUUAUUAUUCAAGGUUUGGCCUAAAUGUGGCCCAACAGAGAUUUAUAUUCUAUAUUUAUUAAGAGAGAGAGAGAGAGAGACAGAAAGUGCUGCUAAAAUCCGACUACUGUUUAGAAUUCUAACUGGCUCCGUCACUUUAAAAACAAAACAAAAAAACAUGCAAUGUGUAUAGAUUUUUAAUUUUUUUGAAGUGGUAACCAUUUUGUUGUGAUUUUCUUCAUUUUUCAUUCAUAGAAUUCAACCUUAAAAAAAAAAACCUUUUCAUUGCUUCUUGAAAUGGUUUGGGUCUUUUUUUUUUUUUUUUUAACCUCCUCCUCCCUAGGCCGUGUUGACUGGUGAAAACUUGCUGGCAUAUCAUUCCUCUCAGGUAAAACGUGCAGGGUAUUAAAACAAAGGUACACCUCCCACCAUUUUUUAAUAUUGUAUGUAGCUUCAACUAUUUAAAAAGCCCACUUGUCUUCUCCUCUGUUACAAGGCCAAGUUGAAGUCCCCGCCAUUUCUGUUUACACCACUGAAAAUAAUUGGGAGUGAAACUUCAAUAACAAUAUAACUAAAAAGACACAAAUGGAGUAGCACAACUGAGCAUUAAUUGCUUUGAAUCCAAUUCAAUCCAGCUCCAUUUACUGGUAUACUAUUUGUCCUGAACUCUAGUACACCCAAUAGGUCUACUUACAGUGAGGAAAAUAAGUAUUUGAACACUGCGAUUUUUCAAGUUCUCCAGUUUAGAAAUGAUAGGUUUGAAAUUUUCAAGGUAGGUGGUUAUCCACUGUGAGGGACAAUCUUUAAAAAAAAAAAAAAGUCCUGAAAUCACAGUGUCGAUACUUCUGCAAAUAGGUAUUUGAACAUCUGUCUAUUAGCUAAAGUUGUUAGUCGCCUUUAAAAAGUCCACCUCCAAGCCACUUUUUCUCCUAAAUAGGUGGAGUGGAGCUGGACUUUUGACUUUUUGAUCUGUUUGAUCUACAAGGCUGGAAAGAGUUACGGUGCAAUUGCCAAGCAGCUUGGUGGUAUAAGAUCCACCGUUGGAGCAAUGAUAAGAAAAAUGGAAGACGCUAAACUUGACUGUCAAUCUCCCUUGGACUGGGGCUCCAGGCAAGAUCUACCUCUUAAGGUCUCAAUGAUCCUAAGAAUGGUGAAAAAUAAGCCAAGAACUUCACAGAGGAGCUGGUCAAUGACCUGAAAGGAGCUGGGACCACAAUUUCCAUGGGUACCGUUGGUAAUACACUAAUACGUUAUGGUUUAAAAUCAAGCAAGGCACGGAAAUUUCCCCUGCUUAAACCAGCACAUGUCCAGGCCUGUUUUAAGUUUGCCAAUGACCAUUUGGAUGAUCCAGAGAAGUCAUGGGAGAAAGUCAUGUGGUUGCAUGAGAUCAACUUUUUGGUUCCACUCAUUGUGUUUGGAGGAAGAAUGAUGAGUACCUUCCCAAGAACACUAUCCCUACUGUGAAGCAUGGGGGUGGUAGCAUCAUGCUUUGGGGGUGUUUUUCUGCACAUGGAGCUGGACGACUGCAGUGUAUUAAGAAGAGGAUGAUCAGGGCCAUGUAUUGUGAGAUUUUGGGGAAUAACCUUCCCUCAGUUAGAGCAUUGAAAAUGGGUCAUGACUGGGUCUUCAAAUAUGACAAUGGCCCUAAGCAGACAGCCAGAAUAACCAAGUGGCUUCGUAAAAAGCAUAUCAAGGCUCUGGAGGGGCCUUGCCAGUCUCCAGACCUAAACCCAAUUGAAAAUCUUAGGUGGAAGCUCAAACUUUGUGUUUCUUAGUUACAGUCUAGAAACCUGAUUGAUCUAGAGUGAAAAAUUCCUGCUGCAGUGUGUGAGAAACCUGGUGAAAAGUUACAGAAAACGUUUGACCUCUGUUAUUGUAAACAAAGACUACUGUACUGUAGACGUCAUCAUGAUAUUGAUGGGACACAUUGUCCAGACACUGUGCCACGCCUUCGAGUAGGGGGCUGUCCCACACUCCGCUUUAGUCGGGCGAAGUCCGUGACGGUUAUUCUCACACAUGUAGCGAUCGAACACCGGAUUUAGGUUGAAAAAGUACAAAAGUUGUACCGCAUACAAACAGGAAGGAUUGUCUUAGGAGUGAUUUGUUCGAGGAUUCAAGGUAAAUAUUAUACUUUUCAUACCAUGCAUGCAUUUUGAAACGUGAGAAAAAAUAAUGGGAGAAAUUAACCGCUACGGCAUUGGUGUCAUAAUUCGCAAUACAUACGUAAAAUAAAUGCUAACUGCGCGUUUUUUUUUUUUUUGCUUUUAACUAAGAAUCAACUGUUUUACGUUCAUAUCUAUAAAGAAUUCAGGGAUUCAAGCAUUUAUUCACGAUAAUUUUCAAUGUAAAAAGCUUUGUGUUUCCACUCGGUCGGCUUUGACGGAGAUAGGCCCCCUAUUAAUCGGUCCCGCGGCCGUCAAUAUAUUAUGAAGUCUAUGACUGUACCAAAUAUUGACAUUAUUUUUUGUUCGUGUAUUGAAAUACUUAUUUGCAGCAGUAUAAUGCAAAUGUUUUUUUAAAAAAAUCGUAGACUGUGAUUUCUGGAUUAUUUUUUUAAGAUUGUCUCUCACAGUGGACAGGCACCCACCAUGAACAUUUGAAACUGACCGAUCAUUUCUAAGUAGAACAUGCAAAAUUGCAGGCUGUUCAAAUACUUAUUUUCCUCACCACUUUGGUCCCACUAGGAUGGCCUUAAUAUGGAUAUCAAGAAGAUAAAAUACCCAAAGCAAUUCGCCAUACUCGAUAUACAUUUGGUGUUGGUAAAAUACCCAAAGCAAUUCGCCAUACUCGAUAUACAUUUGGUGUUGGUAAAUGGUGUUACACUUAUAUAGCGCUUUUCCACCUUUCAAGGCGCUCAAAGCGCUUUACACUAUCUCACCAUCCACCUACUGGUCAAGCAGCACCAGGAGCAACGUCGGGUUCAGUGUCUUGCUCAAGGACACUUAGACGUGUUCAUCAGGGCGGAGAAUCGAACCCGCAACCUCUGGGUUGGGGGACAAUUACUCUACCACUGAGCCACGCCACCCCACAUUUACAAGUUUUGAUUAGCGUUUGCUUUUCCCCCCUCCUUUUGUAUGACGAUACAGAAAAUUUCUCAUUUAUUUCAAGUUGAGAAAAAAAAUUGGUCACAAAAUGGCUGGUAACAUGUUAGUCAAAACUAUUUUAAAGCACCACUGUAAUAGUGUUAAAAACAUUACUGUAAGGAAAAAGCCUAAUAGUUGCAUCAACCUUUAGGUGUAUCAAAUUAUUGUUUUUUCAUUGCAUUUCCCUUGCAUGAGUACUUCAGACCCAUCCACAAACAGACGAAAAAAACAAAGUUGAAUAAGAACAUCUGUGUUCCUUCCAUAUUGGGGGGAAAAAGUCACAGCAUUUAAGCAUUCAAUGCUUUGUUUAUUGAAAAUGAGUGACAUUCUUCACAAUACAAAAUGAUACAGGAUACACACUGUAUACCACAUCCAGUUUAAAAAAAGGAAGUACUAAAAAAAGAAAAAGGCUUUUCAUUAUUUUGAAAAUCUUGUUUUCAAGGGGGAGUUGGGAUUUUAGAAAGGGGAGGCGAUGACACAAUUAAGGCACAGCCGGCAUCUGAGUAGCAUAGUGCAUAUGUUACAUUGAUAAAAGAAGAGAGGUUAUGAAGGAGCAUCUCGCUAGUAACUAGCGAUAUGGCUUUUUUAAACAGAGUGCUUUCACCACUGCAACCUCAAGCAACCCAAGUGCAAAAAAAACCCCCCAAGACAAAACACGAAUGAGGUCACAGAACAGUCUCAAGAGGAUGUUAACCAGGAUGAAAAAGGGGCAACAUUCCUCUCAAGGGUGAGCAGGGAGACUCGGGAUCAGGAUUUGUGGGUAGCUGAGGGCGAGGAGGACGAGGAGGGUGUUCCUUCCAGGCUUGGCAGUGGAAUCGGCAUGUGUCCAUUGAUUAGGCUGGGGAACUGCGGAGGAAGAGAAAGGUGGGCCCACAGUUAGGAAGGGGGGAGAAGAAGGUGGGGACGGAAGCGCUGUGAAAGGCUCGCUUUCCGGUGAGGAACCGCGGCAUUGUCACAGCUCGAACUUCCUGUUAUUUGUUCAUUGUGCCUCUUCCUGUUCGUCUCUGUCCCCCCGCCCGCGCCACUGUUUUGUCAAAUGGCCUUCUCUAUUUACAACCUAAUGCAAACAAUUGGUUCAUGAAAUUAAAUUCAUUUCGUAAAACAAGUCCAUCGUUUCGCAAACCAUUCUAGAGUAUUUUGACUGAUCAAUUGAAUAUUGUGUUCUGCAACAAAACAAAUACAGAAAAAGUCUCCUUUUCAAGGAUAAAAAGGUUUUUUUUCUAGCCUUGUCCUUUCUUUGGUAGUAGAAGGCAUUGGCUAAACCCCUUGAUAGAUUUUCAUUCCAAUUCCAAUGUGCCAAAUUAUUAAGUGGUAAAUAUUGCUUCUUUUGUAGUCAAGCACAACUGAUUUUGCAGGAGAAAAAAAAAAAAGAUUUGGACAUUCACUGCCACUGACAAUUACAUCAAUAGCCUUUACUCAAUUUGAGCCUGGGAAAAACCCUAUUUCAACAAUGACAUUUUAAAUUUGCCUUGAGACAGCCUUUUUUAUGACAACAGCAUUCUUCUGUCUACUUAUAGGUCUGUCUAAGCAAAACUUGUUUUUGAUAAGUUCAACGAUUCAAAAACCAGCUGUCUUGAUUUUAAAUGUAAUCAGGAAAUCUCAUAGUGGAUUUUAUUUUAUUUUGGGGGGAUAUUUAACAGGGUUUCUCCAGGUAUCAGCAAAUCUCAUUUAACGCCUUUUAAUGCUACUUUAAACAGACUUAACUGCAGUUUCACACACAAACACAAAUUCUAAGUAGAGAUGGCUGAUAGCUGAUAUCCAGAUAUUGCCCAACUCCCAAAAUCAGAUACCGGGAAUGCGGUCGUAGACUUAACAUACCGUAAUUUUUGCACUACUACAAGGCGUACCUGACUAUAAGCCGCCACCCACCAAACUUGACGCGAAAAUGACAUUUGUUCAUUGAAAAGCCGCAGCGGUCCCCACUAAGCCUGUCGCAAUAUGCAAUAAUUCCAUUUAUCGCACGAUAAAUAAAAACGAAGGCGUUAAUUUUUACGCUGCGAUUUAUCGCCUCGCGUGCACGUGCGUGCAGCAAACGUGCUGUUAAAAGUUCGGAUUCCUUGUUACCAACUGCGCAAAAUGCAUCUUCCUUCCAGGACCGGCGAAAAAUAGCGCCGGAGCCAAUCGUUCCCAUUAUAUCCUAUUGUUCAACGUAUACUGGCCGCGCCAGUCGUCCGAAUUGACUGCGGACCAUCUCCGGCGUGCCGGUGUUGUUGACGUGUGGGCGCUCCCGUCAGGGGUGACAUUUCACGCGGGGCGGCUAUUUUUCGGCACAACACCAGAUAUUUGAGUGGCAAAUUAAGAGCGCUGUGCAUCAAACUCGUCCUGUUUAUGAAAGUCGAUUGUCAUAUGCUGGUGUUGUGCAGUAAUGAGCAGAUGUGACUUCUGUGGCGUUUGCUAACUUUUUUAAUGAUGCGCACUCACUAGAUAUCAUGAAAUAGCAAACUAGAUGAGCUACGUCCCAUGCCAUUGGCUACGUGAGCCCAGAGUGAUUAUGGGACACGUAGUCCAUGUACUACAUCAAUGAAUUAUUAACCGCCAUGACUGAAUGGAAGUUAAGAAGGCCAAAUCAAUCCAUACCAGUGACUAUAGAUAAUGCUGCAAAUAUUGUUAAUUCAGUACGUGACACAGAUGGAUUCAGACCACAAAUAGGAUGUCUUGCUCAUGUAGUAAACCUAGCUGCUAAGAGAGCAGUAGCAAUCAGCAGUGUGCCCCGCCUCACUUUACAAACAGUAAAGAUUGUUUUCAGCACUUAUACUAAAUUUCUUUAGAUCAGUAAGAAGUAAACACAUAGAUAUUAUACACUAAAAUGCAUGUUUAUAUGAUGGCAAUUUAAUUUUUGCUCGUUUGCAAAAGGAAAAAAAAAAAAAAAAAAAAAGAAACAAAAAAUAGUUAUUAUUUUUUUUCCAGAGCAUUAAAUGUAUUGAAUCGUUGUAUCCCUAUGGAACACCAUUGCAGAAGCUAUGAGGGGGAAAGUUUUCAUUUGCCUAAAUGCUUAAGUUAUUAACUGCAAUUGUAUUUUUUUUGUUUUGAAAAACACAUUUUAUUUAUUCAGUAUUUCUGUGCGGUAUUAAUAUUGUUGUGUUUUACUUAAGAGGCAUGGUCUAUUGUUUUUAGUUGUGAUUUCUUAUCGCGUUUAAAUGGGUGUACUUGAUCUAUUAAUAUAUACUGUAUUCUCACAGUGUUAUUGUAAAUUGGUUUUAAAAAAUUGGGGGUGGGGGGGGGCAAUCAUUUAUUAAAUAAAUUAUCGCACAAUAAAAUUUGUUAUCGCGACAGGCCUAGUCCCGUCUGUAUUUUGGGAUAUUCACACCAAAAGAUAUUAACCAGUAACACUUUAUUUGAAGGGGCAUAAUACGACUGUUAUAAGACCAAAUGAACCACCAUGAAACUUUGAACCAAAUGGCUGCAAAGCUACAUUGCUUCAUUUGGCCAUCACUGCUCCCUUGGAGGAGACUGUCUACACUGUUGUUGUCCAACAUGCCUCCUAGCAUGCAUUGCAGCGAUACUGAUGUAAAUAACAAUCAAAAUUCAUGUUCUGUGCUAAUUAUUUCUUCAGUUACUGUUCUAGUUGUUUCAUUAAUUGAUAGUUAUGAUAUUUGGUAACACUUUAUUUGACAGUGACACCAUAAGACAAUCAAUUAUGACAUGACAGUGUCAUGAGCAUUAAUGAAUGCUUAUAACAGAUGUCAUUUCGUGUUAUCCGGCAAAUUAUUUCACUUUUGAAUGGACGUAAAAGAUCCGAGCUGGACAGAAAUGGAUUUGGUGACAUAAUGUGCUGGAUGACACUUAAUGACAUCUGUCAUAAGCAUUCAGUAAUGCCUAUGAUAGUGUCAGGUGAUAAUUAUGACGUUCUUAUAGCAGUCUUAUGACACCUCUGUCAAAUAAACUGUUACCUAUUAACCCAAAUAAAUCAACAAUAUAAGCCGCAGGAUUCAAAAUGAAGGAAAAAAUUAGCGUCUUAUAGUCCGAAAAUUACGGUAUUAUGGCUAAUUGUAUUGUGAUGCUCCACUGGAUACUUUAAUAAUGAUAAAUGUAACAAUUUCAAGGUUUUCCGAUAAACACUCUGAACAAUAAGGCAACAACUUGAACUGGAGUAACGGAGAAAGUGCCUAUAUUGCACCACUAUAUUUAUUGUAGAAAUCAAAAUAGUGCAAACAUCAGUUUUCUUGGAUUAAGUGCAAGAGCAAAAUGCCACUAAGGCAUUGCCAUAUCACAUAUGGCUCACACAGUGCUUCCUGCUCAAAAUAGCAACAAAGGCACACAGCUUCAGUACAGUGAAUGAGGUAUGUAAUGAGUUUAUAAUUCAUUAUUUUUCAAUCAUUUAAUUUUUGCACCAUGAGUGCAAAUGGUAUGCUGACAUAACAAAUCCUAAGCAUCUUGGUAAAGAGACAUCUAAUGGUCAAUUAGCAUAACUGCUGCUGUGCUAGGCUGUGACCAGCCCUUGAACAAAGGUAGAAGACGUCUGCUUUGAUUCUGAAGGCAACGUGAAUAUUGACCCCAAACUGAUCAUUAAAAACAGAUGUCAAUAUUAUCUGAUAUCAUUUAAAAAUAUUUUUAUCGGCUAGCUGAUCAUUUAUUAGAGUUGUCAAAUAUUUUGUGAAAAAAGUUUCUUUAAAAGGUUCGUUCUUUCUGUCAGGUUUGCAUAAUUUUUAAUACCUUGAAUAUUUAGGGUAACGCUUUUUAAGGCCUGAAUUUUGACAAAAUCCAUUUAAUGGCUUUUAAUGCUUUUUAAUGACCCGAAUGAAACCUGUUUAAUCUUGAACUGCUCUACAUAGUCAAAGGGCUCAAGGGAAGUUUUUUUUUUCUACAACUGGGACAUACUAGAAUUGGAUUGAGUCACACAUAAAGUCUCAGGUACCAAACGUAUGGUCGCCACAGGAGAGUCCGGUGUGGGGCGCGGCGUGCAAGUGUGCUUGCGUGCAUAUGCGACGAGCGAGGAUCCGCUCUUAAAACCAGUUUACCCUGUUCAGGCUGGUUAGCUCCCCCGGGUUCAAACAGGAAGUAUUCACAGGAUUUCCUCUCCCGCACUACAGUGCUGAAACCGGACACCCACCAUACCCCCACUUGCCGGACCUGCUCGCUAGGUCUGAUUAAUCGCACAACUGUGCUUGUGUGUUGCGGCAACUCAAAAACAUCUUAAAUUCUUUUGUGGUCAGUUUGCCUCUGACCAGCUCAAUCUGACAGGAAUACUUUCACAUCAGCAAAACGAGAUGUUCAUGUCAUACUCACAUUCCCUUUAAGCUGUAAAUGUAGCUCAGUCUUUUUACUCCCGGUGUUUUGUAUAGAGAGACAAUUCCCUCAGAAAUGGAAAAUUAAAAUAUAAAUGGCGGAAAACACUCAGGUGACUUGAAGUUCUGCUCGGAGACCCCCAAUUUGGCCAAAUUUCAAAAUUGUCAGAUAUGUAUGUGUGAUACAUCAUUGGAAAGCUUAAAAUCUCAGUUCUGGGGGAAGAAAAAUUUUGGGCAAGAGGGCAUUUAAAAAAAAAAAGUUUUUUAAACAGCAAAACCCUAUCCGCUGGUGAGAGCACGCGAGAGCAGAAUUACAGACGCCAUGACUUUAACGAGAUAUUAUCGCGUACUUACCUUGUUUCGAUCCAAAAACUCCAUGUCGCAUGUAUCACUGAGUGUCAAGACACAGCUGUGAAUGGCCACAGCUGGAUUUUUUGGGGAUUUUAUGGGUGAAACAUGGUAAUAUAACAAGGGUGGCGAUGCAGAAAUCGCAGACAUCAAGGAGUGGUCGAGAUUUUCUUUUUCCUAUAUUUACCCUUUUAAAAGUUUUUUUUUUUUUUUCUUUCUUUGGAUUGAUUAUUUAUCAUCUAACAUAUCGGGGAAAAGCGACAGUAACAAAAAAAUACAAUUUAGCAAUAGUUAUGAGGUACAUAUUAGGGGUGCAACGGUUCAGUUAGCCCACGGUUCGGUUUGAACCUCGGUUUUGGGAUUACGGUUUCGGUUCGGCCGGAUAAACUGCCUUUAUUUUGCUUUUAAGAAAAUGAAAUAAACACUUAAAAUAUAAACAUGUUCGACUGUUAAAAUGCCUCUUAGCUCUUUGGCUAGUUUAGUGACUGACUACUGAAAUACACACACAGUAGUAAAAAAGUUACUUGGCAAAGUAACUGGUGUUACCUUUCAUGUUUUUUUUUUCUUCAUGCCCCCCCCCCCCAAAAAAAACAAAAUAAAAACAUUGUAACCUUUGCUAUGUUUGGAGGUCAUUUAAUGUUCUAAAUCAACCGUUAAAGUUGAUAAAAUUGCUCCCGUUUUUGCAUUAGUUCCCUUCUGUCUACUUUUGACAUGUGAAAAUUUUAAAACUGUUUCAUCAUUUAAAGAUAGACUCAAGUCAAGAUUUUGCCGAUUUAGGAGUAUUUUAGAUAAAAAGUUACUUAGGUUCACGAGGAAGGUUCACGACAACCGAGCCUUUCUGAGAAGUUUACUGCUCUAAAAUGGCGGCUGUUUAGUAACGCUAACGAGUGUCAUUUCGCAUGUAGUUCUAUAUGCAUGAGAUAUCUAGGCGUAGGUUGUAGGCUGUCGGCUACAGACAGGAAAUAUUGGAGCCACCUAGCCUAACAUCGCGUUUGCUACAGCGUCACAACAAACACUCUUCCCUCUCUGUGCCUCUGACUUUUCUCGCGUCAUUCAACCAACGUAUUAACGAACGGAGGAAAAAAAACGUAAUGCACGAAAAACGUACAGAAUUUGAACAUAACGUACGGCGUACAUAUUCAAAAAUCGGUGCUCACUUGUACAAAUUACGCCGAGACCGUACAACUUUAAAGGUAUGAAUUAUAGUGGACCGUCAGUUAGGUAGUAGCACUCUGUAGCACGGGACGUCCAACUAUCAGCGGUGAGGGUGAAACUAUGUGCUUUCGCGAAAUCAUCUUCGAUGGCUUUGCGUGCAAUUUCAUAAAUGUCGGGGAUUAUGUUGUUGGCGAAAUAUGUCCGCAAGGGAAGAAUAUAACGCGGGUCAAGCGUUGCAGUUAAAUUAACGAAGCCCGCCGUGUGUUUUCACUUGUGUCAUCUCCGGGGUUGUCCUGCUCUGAGAAAGUGAUAUCUGUGGGUGAUGCCGGCUGAGGUGCCAGAGUCAUGUUAUAAAUGUUGCCAUUAGCAUAGGGAACAAGCGCUGAGUAAUGCUAGCAUUUUUUUUUUCUUUCAAUAUUUUCUCUCCCUCCGCAUUGUAGUCCACGGGGAAAUGUUGCCACACCACAGAUUUGAAAGAAGCCAGUGCUUCCUCAAAAUUCAGUCUCUCCACUCCUCCGCUCGCCAUAGCUUUUUGCUUUCUUUCUUGUUUCACUUUCACUUCACUCGUAACCGAGAGAGAGCGUUACUCGGCUUCUAUUACACAGGUGCUUGACAGCGAUCGGACAUUUACUUGCGGCGGGGCGGGAAUUUCUCCACAGCUGUGCUUCACGUCACACACAGGCACACAGAGCUCGACCAAUUCAUUCCACAAGCGUUCGGAAUAAAUUAAUUGCAAAACCGAAAAGGCGCGGUUUAUAAAGUCGUAUUGAACCGUACAGGGCAAACCGUACGGUUCGGCUUUGAACCGCAAACCGUUGCACCCCUAGUAGAUAUCCAUGACUUUUUUACAGAUGCCAUUUUUUUUUCAUUGUGACGUAAUUUGUUUAAAAGUUUAAAAUAUGCGAGUGAAUAAUUUUUUCAGGUUGGUUUUUUUUUUCUUUUUAAACAAAAUAUUAGACAUCAAUUAAUGAUUCUAAGCUAAAAAUGACAGACAUUUUGAAUAAUAAGUAUAAUUAUUUACCUUGUUUUCAUGGCUGGGUUGAAACAAAGACGGUUGCGCGACGUCUGUAAACGGGGGUUUCCAGGGUAAAACGGGCAAAUUAAAAAAUAGUUCAGGGGCAUAUAGACAUAUUGUUCUAUCAAACACAACAGUUGUUUUGGCUUAAAAUACAGCAGUUUCUUUUAAAGAGGAGUGCAAGAGCAGACACUGCUUUUUCAGUCUUGUCUGUGUUUUCCGCCAUAUAACAUUUUCUCAAACCAGAACAAAUUUGUGAAUAUUGUCGCAGCUCUCGUCAGACCACAAAGUGGGGAGUGUGCGUUUGGAGGUUGGCCCCUUGAAUCACCCGUAAGUGUGCGCUGGUAUGGGAAUAGUUAGCCAGCUAAUGAGCAUUAAAUAAGACGGUUAAGCACGCAAUAAAGCUUGACAGUGUGACAAUGACUCUGUCCUUGUGUUGCUGUUUAGUUCUUACACUGUUGGAAGUUUGCCAACUUGGGCCAUGUCUCCGCAACAGACUUAGCAUUACCUACCAAUAUGUUCAAAACUUCCACCCAAUGAUGCUAAAUUCACAGCAAAAAAACAACAACUAGACCAGCAUCCUGGUAAAAGUAAGCUAUUUUCAACUUGAAUAGAGAAUAUGCCCUCCAUGUAGCCAACGGUAUUUUAAAAGCUCCUGAUCUCACUCUGUCAUUUGGCUAAUUUGGGAAGGGGAGCUUAAAUUUGGCUGAGGUGAAUGAUAGGAUGGCUGCUAAUAGGCAUGUGCCGGUAUGAUAACCUUAAGCCAAAAUAUCAGUUUCACGGUAUUGCAAUUAUUACUCUAAAAUAUGUUACUUUGAGAUAUCUGGGUUUAAAAAACAAAACAAAACAAAAAAAAAAAACCUUUUCGUUUGAACAGGAUUUUUAUUUUUCAAAAACAUAUUAGCAAAUUAGAACAUAAGUGGAGCUUAUGGAGUUAACUCUCGUAGCUGGUGGGAAACGUUUAUGACAGUGUUUACUACCCUUUAAUUUUGUAUGAAUGCAGAAUCAUAUUUGGAGGUAUUUGGCAGCCACCCUCUGCAAACAUGUUUUACAUGUCAGUUGGUCCUCCAACUAAGACGCAACCGUCUGUAACUUUUCUGUCGCCGAAGUAUUCACAUACCAGCGAUUUUGUUUUCUUCGAUGGGGGGAAAAAGUUCAGGAGUUUCACCUCCUCCAGCUAUUGUGUAGCACAGCUGACUCAAAGCCACUGAGCGACAACCGGUGGGGAAGGGUUGAGCCUUGCAGCUGCAAGCAAGGGCUUUCUCCAUGACUUUUUGAGACAAAAACUAGCUAAUGCCAAUGGACGCUAUGAAGGAUAAUUUUAGUGGUUUAAAACCUUGACGUUUUCAUACCACGGUAUACCUCGAAACCGGUAAUCGGCACAUGUCUAGUUGCUAAUGACAGUAGCAGAAAAGGAGGAGCCACUUUCUGGUCGCGUUUUAUGCGCUGAUCAUAGACCAGGGGUGGGCAAACUAUUCCACAAAGGUCCACAGAGGUGCUGGCUUUCAUUGCAACCCAUCAAAAGGACAAAUUUUCACGAAUCUGGUGUCUUACAAGUGCAAUCAGUCGAUUGCACUCAAGUGGUUCUUGUUUCCCCGGACCCUUCAAUGGUUCAACUGCCUGUGCUAGUUCAGUUGUAACAAAGACCAGGACCCACUGCAGCCCUUGAGGACCGGUUUGCCCACCCCUGCCAUAGACUGUGAAGACGAACUGAACAUGGGGACACAGACGUCACCCAUAGCAUUCGCCUGUUCCCCAUUUGAAGCUAGCUUUUUACUGGUCCGGGCGCCAACAUGACAGCUGACAUGUUUUCUUUUUGGCAGUGUUGUUUUCGUCAACGAUGACCAUAACGAAAAUAUUUCUUUAACGAACAAUUUUUUUCAUGAAAAUGACAUCACAAUGACGCGCUGAAAUGUCUUGGGAGGCUAAAGCAUAAUGAGAUGGAUGCCAGUUGUCGUCUGACAACACGAGAACGUGGUUUCCGUCAUAAUUUUAAAAUGUGUGAUAUUUUCUUAUUGUAUAUGUUGUUAGAACACAUUUAGCAGUGUUUGUUUGUGUCACUCAUGUGACGUGCUUUGCCCCCCCGCCCCACACACAGGUUUACCCACCGUAAGCCUGUGCUCAUUCCAGGCUCAUUUUGUGAAACAUACUGUAUGUGUCAAGUGCUGCUUGGUAAGUUUUGCUUUAUUAUCUUGGCAAGCUAUGUCAUGUUGCUUUAGCCUUUACAUGUCUGUACUGAGUGAUCAUCACACACUAAACUAACUUGUAGCGUUAGUACAGCGUUCGCGUUAGCAUUAGCAUUUAGCGCAGUGACUCGGUCUAUUUUUAAACUCUUGGAAAACAUUUUACAUACAGUUCGUGGCAUCCAGAUGAGUUUUAUUUAUUGCAAACAUUGUGCUGUUUUCCUGCUGAGUGUGAAUUCUCAUCAUGAAAAUGGUGAUUUCCUUGUAGACACUACAGUUAUGUGCUCGUCUGUCAUGUUAAUUCGAAAUUGUUAAAAACAUUUUAUUUAUUUAUUUAUUUGUUUAUUUAUUCAUGGACUAAAACAUUUUGAGAAUUGUGGACUAAAACUAGACAAAGACGAACACAUUUUGAAAUGACUAAAAUAUGACUAAUAAGACUAAUAAGGAUUUUCGUCCAAAAGACUAAGACGAAAAUUAAAAUGGCUGCCAAAAACAACACCGCUUCUCGGUAUUCGUGAAGCCCAUAUUUAGGAAAUUUAGCCAGUACGCAUUCUUUUAAUCAGUCUAUGGCCAGGAACCACGACUGGGUAGAUUCAUAGAGAUUCAGAAAUGAAAGUGGCCCCCCCAUCCUUUCAUUUUUUUUUUUUUUAAAAGUGACACCAUAGAAUACAAAAUAUUAUUUAUUUAUUUUACUGUGACAAGUUGUAAAAACUGGUAGCCUUUUGUACAGGAUU